AUGAAUACAUUAAUCAGAAUUAUAAACGGUAAUUUACAAGUACUUAAUAGUCGUAUUCAUGCUGCCAGAGUUGCUUAUGAACAACGUGACAUUGAAUCAUCAAGAAUGGCUCAUAUUGGGGAUCUGCAUCAAGAAAACCAUAUACAUAGCCAUAGUGAACUGUUAAAGAUUGUAGUAUUUGGAGGUUUGGAUGGUAUAGUCACGAUAUUUGCACUGGUAUCUGGAUGCGUUGCUGUACACUUUAAAUUAAAACAAAUAUUCACUAUAUGUAUGGGGAGUUUAUUGGCUGAUGCUUUUGCAAUGUCUAUGGGGGAAUAUGUAAGUUCCUCAGCAGAACAUGAAUUCAUUAAUGCAGAAAAGCAAAGAGAAGAAUGGGAAAUUGAGCAUUGUCCCGAAGAAGAAAUAAGUGAGAUGGUCGAAAUUUAUAGAAAUAAACAUGGAUUCUCAUUGCAGGAUGCAAAUGACAUGGCAAGGCUUGCUUUUAAAUAUAAAAACUUUUUUAUAUCACAUAUGAUGAUGGAGGAGUUGGGUCUCUUAUGUGAAGUGAAUGAAUCACCCAGACUACAACCUAUAAAAGGAGCUCUUACUAUGUUUCUUAGCUUCAGUUUAUUUGGAUCUAUUCCUCUUCUGUCAUUUGCUUUUUUCGAGUUAUUCUGUAAUCGUUAUUCUCUUUAUGAAUUAUAUUCAAUUAAACCAUCAUAUAUUUUUGUCUGCUUAUGUUGUGUAGCUACAUUGUCCAUACUAGGCAUGAUAAAGGGAAAGUUUUGUAGUAUACCUCCUUAUAAAGCAGCUUUUACAAUGGUUUUAAGUGGACUAAUUUCUGCUUCUAUGUCAUACUUCGUUGCAUCAUUUAUAUCUUAUAUAUCUGAAUCUAAUAUAAUAACUGCAAAUUUAGGUUUCUAA
This is a messenger RNA of Cryptosporidium muris RN66, 903 nucleotides long. RefSeq lists its product as uncharacterized. Gene Ontology annotation, biological process: intracellular manganese ion homeostasis. The coding region runs from base 1 to 903 and encodes 300 amino acids. The transcript is spliced from 2 exons. The record is from RefSeq and is a predicted model, not a curated record. Gene Ontology annotation, cellular component: membrane. NCBI's taxonomy places the organism in Eukaryota, Apicomplexa, Conoidasida, Eucoccidiorida, Cryptosporidiidae. Gene Ontology annotation, molecular function: manganese ion transmembrane transporter activity; iron ion transmembrane transporter activity.